This is a messenger RNA of Thalassophryne amazonica, 2293 nucleotides long. RefSeq names its product pre-mRNA-processing factor 19-like. The record is from RefSeq and is a predicted model, not a curated record. NCBI's taxonomy places the organism in Eukaryota, Metazoa, Chordata, Actinopteri, Batrachoidiformes, Batrachoididae. Gene Ontology annotation, cellular component: U2-type catalytic step 1 spliceosome; Prp19 complex; cytoplasm. Gene Ontology annotation, biological process: DNA repair; protein ubiquitination; mRNA splicing, via spliceosome. The transcript has 16 exons. Bases 171 to 1688 code for a protein of 505 amino acids. Gene Ontology annotation, molecular function: ubiquitin protein ligase activity; protein binding.
AAGUUGGACAUUCGAUUUACAUAGAAGAAGUAGCAGCAUUUUGUAGCGGUAAUGAAAGAGCAGCGUGCUAUUUCUAAAUUGAGAAAAUAACUAUACUACUUUUAGAAACUGUUGAAAUUCACGGCGAGCAUUGGUUAAUUUCUGCAAGGUAGCUGGUGUGUGGCGGAAAAAUGGCACUGGUUUGUGCAAUUUCCAACGAGGUGCCGGAGCACCCCGUGCGUCUCUCCGGUGUCCAACCAGGUGUUGAGCGCAGACUGAUCGAGAAAUACAUCGCAGAGAACGGAACGGACCCGAUGAAUGGUCAGCCGCGUUCUGAGGAACAGCUCGUAGAUAUCAAAGUUUCCCAUCCUAUUAGACCAAAGGCACCAUCAGCAACGAGUAUCCCUGCAAUCCUCAAGUCUCUUCAAGAUGAGUGGGAUGCUGUUAUGCUUCACAGUUUCACAUUGAGGCAGCAACUGCAGACUACUCGCCAGGAACUGUCACAUGCUCUCUACCAACAUGAUGCUGCGUGCAGAGUCAUCGCUCGCCUCAACAAAGAGGUCACUGCUGCCAGAGAAGCUCUUGCAACACUCAAACCUCAAGCUGGUUUGGUUGCCCCACAGGCUGUCCCUGCAUCUCAACCUGCUGCAGCAGGUGCUGGUGGAGAGCCUAUGGAGAUUAGUGAACAGGUUGGAAUGACUCCAGAGAUCGUUCAGAAGCUGCAAGACAAGGCUACAAUCCUCACCACGGAGAGAAAGAAGAGAGGAAAGACUGUCCCAGAAGACCUGGUUAGAGUUGAGGACCUGAGCAAAUACCGCCAAGUGGCCUCCCAUGCUGGCCUCCACAGUGCCAGUGUUCCUGGUAUUUUGUCUCUGGAUCUGUGUCCAUCAGACACCAACAAAGUGCUCACCGGUGGAGCCGAUAAGAACGUGGUGGUGUUUGACAAGAAAGAGGAGCAGAUUGUGGCGACACUUAAAGGACACACCAAGAAGGUCACCUCUGUCAUUUACCAUCCCUCCCAGUCUGUGGUGUUCUCUGCAUCUCCGGACGCCACCAUCCGAGUCUGGUCCGUCACUGGGGGCAACUGUGUCCAGGUGGUGCGUGCCCACGAGGGUGGUGUUACUGGGCUCUCCCUGCAUGCAACUGGGGAUUACCUGCUCAGCUCCUCUGAGGAUCAGUACUGGGCCUUUUCUGAUAUCCAGACCGGUAGAGUCCUCACCAAAGUUACUGAUGAAAGUGCCAGCUGUGCUCUUACUUGCGCUCAGUUCCACCCUGAUGGUCUCAUUUUUGGCACGGGAACGGCUGAUUCCCAAAUAAAGAUCUGGGAUCUGAAGGAGCGCACCAACGUAGCUAACUUCCCUGGUCAUGCCGGGCCGGUCACAUCCAUUGCCUUCUCUGAGAACGGAUAUUAUCUGGCCACAGGUGCUCAGGAUAGCUCUCUGAAACUGUGGGAUCUGAGGAAGCUAAAGAACUUCAAGACCAUCACACUAGAUAACAACUAUGAGGUGAAGUCCCUCGUGUUUGAUCAGAGUGGUACUUACCUGGCUGUAGGAGGCUCUGACAUCCGAGUUUACAUCUGCAAACAGUGGACUGAGGUCCUCAACUUCACCGAACACUCAGGCUUGGUGACUGGGGUGGCUUUUGGAGAGAACGCUCAGUUCCUGUCCUCAGCAGGAAUGGACAGAAGUCUCAAAUUUUAUAGUUUGUAGAAAAAGAUAAAUUCAGGAAGUCAUGGAAAUGAUGAAUCGUCUUCAUGUCUGAGCAGCCUACCAUUGACAUCAUGGAGGGGUGAUAUUACUGCUAACUGCUCUUCUUAAUUGUUAGUGCAUCUGUUCAGGAAAAUGUCUCAGAAAAUACUAAAGUGAACUAUUUGAAACCAUUAAAGGUUUCAAAUGUCAAGUUCAUAUUCACAGUUUAAAAUGUAAACAAUGGGAAGAAAUGCAAAAAUCAGUAUAGUUCUUCUGCCGUAUUUUCAAGCAGUUAUGGUGUUUAUUGGUCUUUUAUGUUUUUGUCUGUUGAGGUUCUUAAUUUGCUUACAUUCAAAAUGACAGCAAAUCUUUGCUUUUUAUUAGUGUAGAUCACUUUCAGUAGUUAUAGGAAGAAAUGAAAUCUGUAGUGACACCAGAGCAAGAUGAGCAGGUGUAUGAGCGUUUCAAUUUUCAUUUCGUUUUAAGCUUAAGUAACUGUUACUUAAUUUCAUUUCUCAUUUUAUUUGUUCUACUUAAGCUUUUUUUUUUUCCUCAGUUCUGUUUCUUGACAUCCUGUCUGCUGGGCCUCUGCUUUUACAGUAAAAUAAAAUAUCUUUUUGUACUUC